ACCGCCGUCGCGAGCGUACGUUCGGCCUGCCCGCGUCAACACGCCACGUGUGUUUGUGAGUAAAUAGUGCCAGUGAAGUUGAAAUUGGAUUGCUAGUACUCUUGACGAUUCACCACGGUAAGCUCAGCAGUAUUAAACGCAGUGAUUUCGAAGUGAGAAGUUCCUAACUAUUAAAUGGACGGGACUUUUAGAACGAAAAGUGUUUAAACUAAGUACAGUGAACUACAAAAGUUAUAAUGUCAGUGAGGUGACAGGAGGAGCAGCCUUAAGGCUGGUUGGUAAAGACAUUAAUCAUUCCGUUAUUAAAAUUCGUCACCAAGGGCCCGGCGGAGACAGACAAGGAUCAGUGCAAAAUGACAAAGGGCCCUCGGAAAGUGAAACUAGUCAUUGUAGUCAACAAUAAGAAAGACCCGCCUACGUUCAAGACUCUGACGCCAACGUCACGCACGCAGCUGAAGCAACAGUUGAUGCGAGAACAUGCGCAGGAGCAACUGCGCAGAGAGUCUCUACAGGCCCAACAAGCUGGCCAAUCCAAAGACAAUGAGGAGGAGAAGAAGAAGUCUGCCCCGGCCGAUGUGUCCCGGAUCACGCCGAACGUGGAGCUCCCGCCACAGGUCUUGCAGGUCCGAACAGUUCUGGAGAACCCCACCCGGUAUCACGUGAUCCAGAAGCAGAAGAGCCAGGUGCGCCAGUACCUCUCCGAGUCCUUCCAGCCGUCAGUUAAUCAGCCAGCGACGCGCGCAGCACCGGUACAAUCGGCGCCGGAGCUCGGCGGGCGCCCGUCGUCGCCCGACCGCGCGUCCUCUUGCGGUCUGCUAAGCCCAGGCAUCUGUUCCGUGGGCACCAAUAACUCCGAGGCGGAUGAGUUCCUAGAAGACAUUCUGUCGUUGGACAGCGGCGCGGGCCCCCUCUCCUCCUCCGGGCCCCCCUCUACCGCAAGCUCCAUCGCCGGCGACUGUGCGCUUCUCUCUGAUGCGGACAUGCACGCUAUUGCUAAGGACCGACAAAAGAAAGACAACCACAACAUGAUCGAACGCCGCCGUCGCUUCAACAUAAACGACCGUAUAAAAGAACUAGGCACUUUAUUACCAAAAACAAACGAUCCAUUCUACGAUGUAAUUCGUGACGUUCGACCGAACAAGGGGACAAUUCUCAAGAGUAGUGUGGACUACAUCAAGUGCCUGAGGGACGAGGUUAAUAGGCUCAAGCAGAGUGAACAGAGGCGGAAACAGAUCGAGCUCCACAAUAGGAAGCUUAUGCUUCGAAUACAGGAGCUGGAGAGGCUGGCGCGCCUGCACGGGCUGCCGCUGUCGGGCGCCGACUCGGGCUGGGCGUCGCCGCACACCGACACGGACUCGGGCGUGGAGACCGCCGCCUCGGAGCCGCUGGCCUCGCCCGCGCGCGCCGCGGCCGCCCGGCCGUCGCCCGUCCACGACAGACGGGCUGCCGACGCGUCCGCCGGGUUCGACGUCAGAGACGAGGUGGUGGUGCCGAAGACGGAGCCCUCGCCGCUGAUGGAGCUGGGCGAGCCCCCGCCCGACCUUCUUAGGGACAUGCCUUCCACCGAGUGCCUCUCGGCCUUGGACGCUUUAGAUGGCCUUAAACUAGGCUCGUGUUCCCCACUAAGCCGCGAUGAGGGCCUAUCCCUCGGCUGCCUGUCGCCGGAUCUGUGCCUCGACCCGCCGCCAGAUCACUCGCUCUUCACGCACAAGGACAUAAAGCUAUCUCCAUCGCCUGGCCUUCUAAGCAGCGAGGACAGUGAAGCAGUUCUGAACCUGGCGCAGAUCGAGGACCUUAUGGACGACGACUCCCACAACCCCGUCACGCAAGGUACCACCGCCAUGUCGGGCACUCAUUCAUUUAUUGGCCUUCUUACUGUCAAAGUUUCUACACCGGGAAUGGGUAAACUACGUCAAGCGGCCGCUGAAGACCCUGGUGUGUAA
Hyposmocoma kahamanoa is the source of this 1943-nucleotide messenger RNA. RefSeq names its product transcription factor EB (gene Mitf). Lineage: Eukaryota; Metazoa; Arthropoda; Insecta; Lepidoptera; Cosmopterigidae. The coding region runs from base 354 to 1943 and encodes 529 amino acids. The record is from RefSeq and is a predicted model, not a curated record. Gene Ontology annotation, cellular component: nucleus. Gene Ontology annotation, biological process: regulation of transcription by RNA polymerase II. The transcript is spliced from 13 exons. Gene Ontology annotation, molecular function: DNA-binding transcription factor activity, RNA polymerase II-specific; protein dimerization activity; RNA polymerase II cis-regulatory region sequence-specific DNA binding.